UGUCCUGGUACCGGAAGUAGCUGUUCUUGUUGUUGAUGUCCACGCUGGAUAGACAUGCCUUUGGCUAAAGACUUAGUGAACCCGACCUCUGAGGAUGAAAAGAGAUGUCACAAGAAGAAGAGGUUGGUUCAAAGUCCAAACUCCUACUUCAUGGAUGUAAAAUGCCCAGGCUGCUACAAGAUUACAACCGUUUUCAGCCAUGCACAAACAGUUGUGUUGUGUGUAGGAUGUUCCACGGUUUUGUGCCAACCAACAGGUGGCAAGGCCAGGCUUACAGAAGGAUGUUCCUUCAGAAAAAAACAACACUAAGCGUCCUGUCUACUGUACGACAUAAUACUGAAUACGCAAUGUAAUUAUCGCUCCUCAGGAUGAAUUGCCUUAUAUGUGGUCCUAUAAACCACUCUCCUUGCUGUGGUAUAGUACUAGUUGGCUUUUGAAAUGUGAAAUUCAGGGAGACUUUUGCAGUUUGAUUAUGUGCAAACAUUUCCUAAAAAAAUAAAUACAAAUUUACAAGUGAA
This is a messenger RNA of Pelobates fuscus (common spadefoot toad), 518 nucleotides long. Its product is annotated as small ribosomal subunit protein eS27-like. Bases 55 to 309 code for a protein of 84 amino acids. Gene Ontology annotation, molecular function: RNA binding; structural constituent of ribosome. The transcript is spliced from 4 exons. The record is from RefSeq and is a predicted model, not a curated record. Lineage: Eukaryota; Metazoa; Chordata; Amphibia; Anura; Pelobatidae. Gene Ontology annotation, biological process: translation; ribosomal small subunit assembly. Gene Ontology annotation, cellular component: cytosolic small ribosomal subunit; ribosome.